ACCGGGCAACGGGCGAACAUCGGGUAACAUCGCCCGGGUGACAACUUGGACAACAUGUGUCUGCGGUGGUACAUUGCUGGAUUUCUGUGCUGUAUCCUUCAGAUGAGCACGCUGGUCGGCACCAACAGUACCCAAUCAAGGAGUCCCCUGAGGCUGCCUGAUGAUGUGGACUUGCGCCAGCUCCUAACCCUGGCGUGCCACGCCGAAAACCAGGAGACAUACGAGCGUCUGAACGGAACGCUGCAUUGCAAUGCAACAUGGGAUACCGUCACGUGCUGGCCUCCUGCUCCUGCGGGGACAUUAGUGCACAUGCCCUGUCCGGGACAACUCCGAGGGAUCAAAUAUGACACUUCAAAAAAUGCCACCAAGAUGUGCUACGAAAACGGCACCUGGGCAGUGAGGGCCGACUACAACGGGAACUGUCGCCCUCUUGUGGACAGUUUUACGGCAGAGAGCGAGGAAAUGAGACAUUGGCGCAGACAUCUGGAGAACGCCAAACUCCUGAACAACAUCGGCCACGCUGUGUCCCUCUUCUGUCUCGUCAUAGCGUUCACGCUGUUCGCAUAUCUUAAAAGCAUCCGGUGUACGAGGAACAACAUCCACUGUAACCUGGUGGCAACUUUCAUCCUCAGAAACAUCUGCUGGUUCAUUAUGCAAGAAGUUAUGAAUGUCCAGACCGUGCUUGACAAUAGCUGGUACUGUCGAGUGGCAGUCACCUUGUUCAACUACUUUCAAGUCACCAACUUCUUCUGGAUGUUUGUGGAGGGGCUGUACCUGCACAUCAUGGUGGCACAUGCCUUUGGGACCGAGAGGAUCAAGUGCUGGAUGUACGCUGUGAUUGGCUGGUGUUUGCCUAUCCCAAUCAUUCUGUCCUGGGUGAUAGUGAUGUCGCUUUUGCAGGAUGAAAGAUGCUGGGUUGAUUCAACAACUGGACAGAACUCUCACUAUGACUUCAUUUACCACGGACCGGUCAUCAUCGUGUUACUGGUGAACUUUGUGAUCCUGGGAAAGAUUGUGAGAAUACUGGUGCUGAAGCUCAGAGCCCACCCAAACUCACUGGAUACAACACACUACAGCAUCAAGGCAGUGAAAGCGACGGUGGUGUUGUUGCCUCUUCUGGGCAUCACAUACAUGCUGUUCUUCAUCCACCCCAGCGGGAGAGGGACGUCCAAAAUCUUCUUCAGAUACUUCAACUCAUUCCUGCAGUCCUUCCAGGGAUGCUUUGUGUCUGUCAUCUACUGCUUCUCUAACACAGAGGUUCAGAAUGCAAUACAGCGCAGAGUUGAUAGAUGGCGCAACCAACAACAGUGUGCUCACAACAGCACCCCAUCUAAACAGAUGGUUCUCGCGGUUUUCUCAGCGUCAGCAUCAACCGUCGACAAGAACGAGAACACGAAAGCAGCUUCUGUGUGUAAAGGUACGGACUUAAAAAGACCAUCUGUAAUCGAAGAAGAGUAAAUGCCCUGCUCCCCCCCCAAAAAAAAACACAACAACAAACAAACAAACAAACCAAGGAAGGACAGAAAGGACAAAGCGCCAGAGCACCAGAUGAUUUACUGAAGGAGAUGGAAAAAAUUUAUGAAAAAUUGUUGUAAAAUUCACAAAUAAUUGACAAGGAAUUAACUUUAUAAUACUAGUACCAUCUCCAUUUCUUAGACGGUUAGUAUACCUGUAUGUGCCAUGAGUAUUUGAAGAGGGUCUGCAUGCC
Molecule: messenger RNA, 1708 nt
Organism: Branchiostoma belcheri (Belcher's lancelet)
Lineage: Eukaryota; Metazoa; Chordata; Leptocardii; Amphioxiformes; Branchiostomatidae
Product: corticotropin-releasing factor receptor 2-like
Exons: 13
Coding region: 55-1458 (467 amino acids)
Biological process (GO): adenylate cyclase-modulating G protein-coupled receptor signaling pathway; cell surface receptor signaling pathway
Cellular component (GO): plasma membrane
Molecular function (GO): peptide hormone binding; G protein-coupled peptide receptor activity
Source: RefSeq, a predicted model, not a curated record